GGAUUUUUCGGAAGCAUGCGAGAACGCGAGAUGUCAUUGACAUGAUGUUUGAAAAUAAUGCCCUUGCAUUAUUAAUUACUCCAGUUUUGCAAGGGAGUAUAACUGUUGGGACCCAUGUUUUAAAGUUCUAAAUCGAGUGCCUUUUUUGUUACAUGUGAAUGCCAUGUUAAAGCAGGUUUUGUGUCACUCUGAAGAUAUUGUUCAACCAGAGUGAAACACUACUACUGCUAUCAAGUCUGCAAUCUUGUUGACUUUCUAUUUGGAGUCAGCUGGAAAGACAAGUGUUACAUUAAACCUUGGAAUGUAUUCUCUUCAGUAUAAGAAGGACAAUGCCCAUGAUGACUGCAUCUGGAGUUGCGCUUGGGGCCGGUACAAACCCAAGCCAGCCGAUGCGACACCAGCUGCAGGGGAGCCGGCCGCGGACGAGUCGGAGCGGCCAGCGCCGGCGGCGCUCCCCUCCGAGCUGGUGCUGACCGGCGCGCUGGACGAUACGGUGCGCGUCUGGGAGUGGACCGACGGUCAGCUGGUGCCGCGCCACACGCUCGAGGGCCACGCGCUCGGCGUCAUGUCCGUCGACAUAGCGGCCGACGGCCACGUGGCGGCGUCGAGUUCGCUGGACUCGACCAUCCGACUGUGGGACCUGGGCACCGGUGGUCUGCUGAAGACCAUCGACGCCGGCCCGGUCGAGGCCUGGUCCGUCUGCUUUUCGCCCGACUCUAAAAUGGUCGCCACCGGCUCUCACCUGGGCAAGAUCGUCGUCUACGGCGUCGAGUCGGGUAAACAGGAGCAGAGCUUCGACACCAGGGGCAAGUUCACCUUCAGCAUCGCCUACAGUCCAGACGGCAAGUACCUGGCCAGUGGCGCCAUUGACGGCAUCAUCAACGUGUUCGACAUCGAGUCGGAGCGGCGCGUGCACACGCUGGAGGGGCACGCCAUGCCCAUCCGGUCGCUGGCCUUCUCGCCGGACUCGAAGCUGCUGCUGACAGCCUCAGACGACGGGCACAUCAAGAUGUAUGAUGUACACCACGCCAACCUGGCCAGCACGCUCUCCGGCCACUCCUCCUGGGUGCUCUCCGUGCACUUCGCCGACGACCACAAACACUUCGUGUCCAGCAGCACGGACAGCACGGUCAAGGUGUGGGACACGGCCUCGCGGACAUGCCUGCACACCUUCCAGGACCACUCGGACCAGGUGUGGUGCUCCCGCUAUAGCCCCGGCUCGGAGCGCAUCGUCUCCGUGUCCGACGACCGCAGCGUGCACGUGUACAGCUGCCCGACGUGAGGGCCGCCGGCGGAAGGCAGCCCAGCCCCGCCCAGCUGUUGCGAGGCGGCCCCCCACCGGCCCCGGCGGCUCCGCGCCGCCACCACCGAUUGGCGAGACGACGGCGCCGGCUCCGCCGCGG
Molecule: messenger RNA, 1403 nt
Organism: Pollicipes pollicipes
Lineage: Eukaryota; Metazoa; Arthropoda; Thecostraca; Pollicipedomorpha; Pollicipedidae
Product: WD repeat-containing protein 61
Exons: 8
Coding region: 302-1282 (326 amino acids)
Cellular component (GO): Cdc73/Paf1 complex
Molecular function (GO): protein binding
Source: RefSeq, a predicted model, not a curated record